This is a messenger RNA of Sitophilus oryzae (rice weevil), 972 nucleotides long. RefSeq lists its product as uncharacterized. The record is from RefSeq and is a predicted model, not a curated record. The transcript has a single exon. Bases 1 to 972 code for a protein of 323 amino acids. NCBI's taxonomy places the organism in Eukaryota, Metazoa, Arthropoda, Insecta, Coleoptera, Curculionidae.
AUGACUGCUGCAGCAUACACUAUUAAAAAUAAGCUGGAUGAGAUGGGCAUAGAGUUAGCUACCAAUAAGACUGAAAUGGUCAUUUUGGCGGGAAGACAGAAGAUGGAGGAGGUAGAAUUUAGCUGGUGCAAUACCAACAUUAAAAGCACAAGGGCGGUAAAAUACAUGGGAGUUUGGCUAGAUAAAGACGCUCGGAUGACCACCCAUAUUCGAAAACUUCAGGAAAAAACAGAGGCAAUCAUAAAGCAGUUAUCCAGAGUUAUGCCCAAUCUGAAGGGACCGGUGGCAGAAAAGAGGAGGACAUUGGCCUCGGUGGUGUCUUCCACGAUUCUGUAUGCGUCUCCCAUAUGGGAGAGAGCCCUAAAAUACAAACUCUACGAAAAUAUCUUAGACUCCAUAAAUCGUAAAAUAGCGCUGAGAGUAACAUCGGCAUAUAGAACAUCUCCAACUAAGGCCAUCCUGGUCCUAGCCGGUAUCCCACCGAUAAAGCUCCAAACAGAACAAAGAAGUCUAGUGUAUAAACAUGGAGACCAAUUCAGAUUUGAGGCCAGAAAUAUUAUACUGGACAAAUGGCAGGAUGCGUGGUCGCAAUAUCAAGGAUGGGCUAAAACGUUUAUUUUAGAUGUAAGGUUCUGGGUAAACUGCAAGGCAAUUAAUAUAGACCAUUUUGUGACACAAGCCAUUACCGGAAACGGGGUUUUUGGCACCUACCUAAAAAGAAUCGGUAAAAGGGACAGCGACACUUGCACUUACUGUAAUACUGUGGACAGCCCGGGUCAUACAAUAUUUCUCUGCCCUAGGUGGCAAACGAUAAGGGAAGAAACAGAAGAAAUAUGCCAAAGGAAGCCGGAGGAAAACACAGUUGGUAUCACCAUUAGUGAGGAUGAAGGAAAGUGCCGAGCCAUUAUAUCAAUGCUGCAUACCAUUAUGAAACAUAAAGUAGACGAUGAGAUUAAACCCAAAAAUUGGUGA